Molecule: messenger RNA, 2727 nt
Organism: Trematosphaeria pertusa
Lineage: Eukaryota; Fungi; Ascomycota; Dothideomycetes; Pleosporales; Trematosphaeriaceae
Exons: 6
Coding region: 1-2727 (908 amino acids)
Biological process (GO): riboflavin biosynthetic process; monosaccharide transmembrane transport
Cellular component (GO): membrane
Molecular function (GO): GTP cyclohydrolase II activity; hexose transmembrane transporter activity
Source: RefSeq, a predicted model, not a curated record
AUGGAUCCCCGGACGUGGUUUCGCCAUCUCACCGGCUACUUCCUCUACGUCCUCCUCGUUGCGACGCUCGGCCCGCUGCUGUUCGGCUUCCAUCUGUCUGAACUGAACGCACCCGAAGAUGUCAUCCGGUGCAAGAAGAAGUCCAUCGUCGCCACCGCCGCCAGCCUCCCCCAGUGCAUCCCGAUGAACCCUACCGAAUGGGGCGUUGUAGGAUCCAUGUACACGCUUGGAGGUCUGAUCGGGGCUCUUGCGGCAGGUCCGCUCGCUGGCAAAUACGGACGACGCAGAGCGAUGCAGCUGACGACUACCUUCUUCAUUAUCGGCCCCGUCUUCGAAGCGCUUUCGCCCAACAUCGCAGUCAUGGCGCUCGGGAGGCUAUUGUCUGGCAUCGGCGCAGGGGCUUCAGUGGUCGUGGUUCCCAUAUACAUCUCGGAGAUAGCGCCGCCGGCUGAGAAGGGCUUCUUUGGGUCGUUUACCCAGGUCAUGUGCAACGUUGGCAUUCUCGUAGCGCAGCUGCUGGGAUACUUCUUGAGCCACGACCAGUACUGGAGGAUCAUCCUGGCUGCGGGCGGUGUCAUUGGCAUCCUUCAGAGCGUGGGCCUGAUCCUGUCGGUCGAGAGCCCAAAGUAUCUGGCAGAAGAGGGCAACACCACCAAAGCGAAGAAGAUCCUCCGACGCCUUAGAGGAGACAAAUUUGACCUCAAUGAGGAGUUCAGCAGCUGGGGAGUGGAGGUCUCGGAUGAUAUCAAUGGCAUGUUGCCCUCAUACGAAGAACAAACGCUCCUCGAGAACGAGGGCCGCGAGCCGCCUAAUAAGCAUCAAUCCUCGAGAGACGAUGCCCUCAGCAUUCCUCAAGUCUUCCGCUAUCCCGACUCCAGGAAAGCCGCCAUUGCCGUGAUUAUGGUCAUGCUCGCCCAGCAGCUCAGCGGUAUCAACAGCAUCGUCAUGUACGGUGUUUCUCUGCUAGCUGAUCUCCUCGAGUCCAACUCGGCCCUCCUCAAUCUGCUAGUGUCCGCCAUCAAUAUCAUCGUCACUGCGGGGUGCGCGCCCCUUGUCGACAAACUGGGUCGCAAGACGUGUCUCCUUCAAUCACUCGCCGGCAUGGGGAUCAGUUCGCUCCUACUGGCCAUUGGCAUUAUGAGGUCUGUCCCCAUCUUAUCCGCGGUGGCAGUUCUUCUCUUCGUCUCCAGCUUCGCUCUUGGACUGGGACCCGUGCCCUUCCUCCUUUCUGCCGAGCUCGCAGGUCCGGAUGCAGUCGGUGCGACGCAGAGUAUCGCGCUUGCUGCCAACUGGAUUGCUACGUUCAUGGUUGCUCAGUUCUUCCCCCUGGCCAGCGCGAAGCUCCACGGGAAAGUUUACUUCAUCUUCGCAGCGCUGUCUGCUUUCUUUUUCCUAUCCAUUGGCUGGUUCGUACCGGAGACCAAAGGUAAGAAGAAUGCCGACGAGGCGUCCAGUCCGAACAGGAUAAACAGCUUCGAUCUUUCACACUCUGGGCAUGAACCCGAGCGAAAUAACACUCGGAAUGAUAUCGCGAUACAAGAGACACACCCCAAUCCACCGCCCUCCCUAAUCUCCCCCGCCUUCACGCCGCCAGCGACCCCAGGCAUCUCCACACCCUCGCAUCCGCGCCCGCCCCGCUCCACACCCGUCGACACCUCGCUCUACUCCUCCACGCCCGCGCCUCACCUCCUGGAAAAGCUCCCCGAGGUAGAAUGCGAAGUGCGCGCGCGCAUACCGACCACCACGGGCCAUGAGAUGUGGCUGCAUGUGUACAGGAACAACGUAGACACGAAAGAGCACCUGGCCAUCGUCUUCGGGACCAAAAUAAGAAGCAGGAGCUUGGACGCAGAGAGACCCGGGGAAACGGAGCUAGACCGCAUGACGAGGGGCGCGUACAUGGGCCGAUUGUACCCCGGAAGGACGAGCUCGCGCGUGGAGCAGAUUAAGCGCGCCGAGGGCGUGGUGUCGAAACCCAAGGCCGUGCCUAAUGUGCAUUUGGAGUCGGAGUAUGCCUCCGGUACUGCUAGUAAUGGCUUGCUGUCGCCGUCCUCCGCCUCCUCGACCGCGUCGUCGGAGUCCGGCGAUGUCCAGCUGGCCGCGUCGUCGAAUGCAGAGCUCCCGCUUGUGAGGAUCCAUUCGGAGUGCUAUACCGGCGAGACGGUCUGGUCCGCGCGCUGCGACUGCGGCGAGCAGCUCGACGAAGCGGCGCGAUUGAUGGCUGAUCCUCUGCUGUCGCCGUCUGGCGGCGCGAUAAUCUAUCUUCGGCAGGAAGGGCGCGGGAUCGGGCUCGGCGAGAAGCUGAAGGCGUAUAACCUUCAGGAUCUGGGCAACGAUACAUAUGAGGCGAAUAUUCUACUGAGACAUCCAGCCGAUGCACGGAGUUACGGGCUCGCGACCGCUAUGCUUAUGGAUUUGGGAUUGGGUGGGGCCAGAGGGAUAAGGUUACUGACGAAUAAUCCAGAUAAGGUGAGGGCUGUGGAGGGGCCUGGACGGGAGGUGGUCAUUAGGGAGAGGGUGGCGAUGGUGCCGUUGGCGUGGAAGACGGGAGGAAGGGCGGGGAUAAGGAGCGAGGAAGUAGAGAAGUAUUUGUCCACGAAGGUGAGAGUUCUACUACCUAUGCGGGAAGAUACCUCAUACUCCCAGCCACCAUUAGAAGCCAUAAGCUCGAUUCGCAGCGGGUAUCUAUCUCCAUUAGGCUAUUACUUAGUUGCAAAGCUCGUGCUAUAG